AUGAAAGUGGUCGCCGCAAGGCAUGCGCCUCCCAGAGUGCGACGUCCUUACGCUCCGCAGGCCUGUGAUGUUUGUCGCCGAAAGAAGACUAAAUGCAACGGGGUCAAGCCCGUCUGUGAGUCGUGCGAGACAUCGAAGCGCCAUGAUGAGUGCUCUUGGACCGGCGAGAACGUCCGCCAGCCACGAACAGAGGCUCAUUUUGAGGCCAUGCGCAAACGUAUUGAUGCACUCGAGGCACACUGUGAGACCCUCGAGUCUAUGAUUGACAAAUGUAACAAGGAUCAUGGUGGACUAUCAUCUGGCGACCGCGCUACAUACCUUCAACUUAGACCGUCUCCUGAAUAUCAACAAGUGGAGAUAGAUGAAUCUGGCAAUGUUUCUCAGGAGUUGGUAGUUGCGACUGAGAAUCUCAAGCUAGAGGACCGUGAUCUAGUCAUAUACGGAAACGUUGCGCCUUUCCGCUUUGCCCCGGUUCCCGCCCAACGUACUUCCCGGUUCCCGGAGAUCAUAGCAGACCCUCAGGCUCACUACGUUCUCUGGCUCGAUGGGGUAUCCUCUUCACAUAUCAAUUCAUCAUUCGACUGGUCCCGUCACCUUCCCGUGAAUCUUCCCCUUACUCGGCACGAGCAUGAUAAGAUCCUCGACCUCCUUUUCAGUUUCUUUACCUCCUGGUGCCUCCGUGUCGUCCCUACCCUCUUUCUCCGCGACAUGUACCGCGCUAUCGCGUUUUCAGGAACAGUCAAGACACCCCACUACUCUCCAAUGUUGCAUAAUGCACUGAUUGCCCUCGCAACUGCAUUCUCCGACGAUCCGCACGUCAACAGUUUCAAGAUCCGGGAGCAAUACGCAAUCAAGGCCAAAUCGUAUCUGGAGGACGAGUGUGAGAAACCGAACAUUUGUGUCGUACAGGCUCUCAGCCUGCUUGGGAGUUUUCACUCGUCAAAUGGGGAUCAGAAUCUGGGAUAUUUGUAUUUUGGCAUGAGUACCAGGGUCGGUCAGAUACUGGGCUUGGAAGUCGACUGCUCCAAGCUUGUGACGGCGGGGAAGAUCAGCCAUGAUGAUAUGCUUGAUAGGAAUUGGGCUCACUGGACGGCCUUCAGUUUGGACGUCUGCUGGUCACUAUACGUCGGACGAGACUGCACUGUUCCCAUCCCCGCGCAUGUGGAAGAUAUACCUGUUCCUUUCGUCGACUCGGUCUUCGAUCAGAUGGCAUGGCAUCACCCUGGUGCCAACAUCCCACCCCAACCAAGUUUCUUAUCAAAGACAUUCGCGGCGACGUGUGAACUCUGUGUGGUAGCUCGGCGUAUCAUGGAAGUUGUGAACCGUCUAGGCACCCGUCAAGACGUUGUCAAUCUGGAGUUGAUCAGCAAGAUGGAUCUUCAAUUGAAUAACUGGAAGUCACAGCUAUGUCCCGAAGUCGAUAUCACGCCGAGUAACCGCAACAUUUCCACUCCACAUCGCCUAAUGAUGCAUCUCCUCUAUUGGCUGAUGUUUAUCCUCCUCCAUAGGCCAUUUUUCAAUCGCAAGGCCCGGCCGGUCUAUAGCUCCGGAUGCGAAAUUGAUCACAAGAAGUUGUGUAAGCGCGGUGCUGAGAACGUUCUCGCGAUCCUGCAGACUUGGCGUUCGCUCUAUACACUUCGUUACGUUCCAGUGACACUUUUCCAGGCCGUCUUCUCUGCUGGAACCGUGUUUCUCUUGCUCGGAGGGAUGUCGCUGGUCAAAGUCGAGCUGUGCAUUCAAUACUUGAAUGAGAUUGGCAAAUCAUGGAAGUGUGCUACUAAUAUUGGUGCCAUCUUACAACAGUUGUUGGAGAAUCAGGAAGGUGGGAAAGGCAAAGGAAAGGGGGUUAUAGAAGCAGUUGAUGAAGAGUUGCCGCGCUCGUUAUUACUACAGCAGUAUUCUCCUCCCUUGGGCCCCCCUCCGAAUCACCGUCCCCCUUUGGCCGCUUCUGUGGAUGACUUUCUUGACGUGGACUUGCUGUUUCCGGAUCUUCUUACGGGAGGGGAGGUUGAUACGAUGUAUUGGUCGCAGCAGCCGGAUGAUCCGGCUCUGUUGAGCACUUUGGCGAUGUUUCUGGAAGAGAAUUGCUCUGGGGCAGUCCUAUGA
Messenger RNA from Guyanagaster necrorhizus, 2106 nucleotides. RefSeq lists its product as uncharacterized. The coding region runs from base 1 to 2106 and encodes 701 amino acids. The record is from RefSeq and is a predicted model, not a curated record. NCBI's taxonomy places the organism in Eukaryota, Fungi, Basidiomycota, Agaricomycetes, Agaricales, Physalacriaceae. Gene Ontology annotation, molecular function: DNA binding; DNA-binding transcription factor activity, RNA polymerase II-specific; zinc ion binding. Gene Ontology annotation, biological process: regulation of DNA-templated transcription; DNA-templated transcription. The transcript is spliced from 8 exons.